This is a messenger RNA of Chlorocebus sabaeus (green monkey), 4013 nucleotides long. Lineage: Eukaryota; Metazoa; Chordata; Mammalia; Primates; Cercopithecidae. The record is from RefSeq and is a predicted model, not a curated record.
ACGGGCAUGUGGCAGCCCUGGCCGUGUGGGAGUAAGGCCCACGGCCACUGGGCUGGAAGCCUGGGCCUCACCCACUCCCUCCCGUGCUCAGCCUCCUGGAGCCGCCUCUGUAACCCUUUGCUUUCCUGAGAGGAGCCAGGUGCUUUGAAGGAACCUCCAAUGGGGGCCAGCGUCUAGGGUGUCUGUGCUGAGGAGGUGGAGGGUGGGGGUCCCAGGGACCAUGGCCUGGAAAGGGAAGUGGUGUUUUCCACAAGACUCUUGUGCCAGAGCCACAGGGGCAAAACAAGCACAAGACUGUGUCAGAACCUCCCUGGGGGGGGGGGGUUGUGGGUCCCCAGUUCCUGGCAUGCAGCCCCAAUCCUGGGGCCUGGCUGCCAGCUUCUGCCUGGGCUGGCAUAGGGGACACACAGUUGGCCAUUCUGGCUCUGAGCUGGCUGGGCACAAGGUGUCAGGGUGAGGGGGUCCCUUAGGGGCCUCAAGCAGGAGGGCUGAGGGCACUGCCGGUUUGUCUGUUCAUGGUGGGCAGCUUUGUGUGGCCACCAGUGCUGGGUGGUGUGGGUUUGGUAUGUUCUCUCCUGGCUCAGCACGGGCCUGUCAGCCCAGUGUCCUUUGGGCCUGCCCUUCCCCUAGCAUCCCUGGUUGGAAGGGUGUUCUUGCAGGGCUACAGGCAGGCGGGGACUGGCUGCUGGUUAAAUUUAGUGUGGGGGGUGGGGCAGCUGCCCAAGGUCCACCUGCCACCAGGGCUGCCACUUGGGCUCUGCUGCCAGGGGGCGGGCAGGGGCUGGCUCUGCCUGGGGCCAGGCCCAUAUUAACCUGUGCCCCUGUCUCAGGGCCAGAGGGGCAGGCCUGCGCACUGGGAGGCCGUUGUGGCAGCGGAGCAGAGAAGUGCAAGGUGAGAGGCCUGGGGGCCGGCUGUCCUGACCCCUGUAGGGUCAGGUUUCGUGGUGGCUGCUGGGGUGGGCCAGCACUGAGCCUGGCCUUUGGGCUCGGCAGGCCUGUGGAGGUGGGUCUCUGACGACCUAUCCUGGCUCAUUUCCUACUCUCUUCUCCAAUCGGGAACAAGAAGGCCAGAGAACUCAGGUCACCCCUAGCCUGGGGUGUGUCCCAAGGGCAACCCCCAGCUGGUGCCUGGUGAAAGGGCAGCCACGGUGUGAGCUGUCCCAGGGCCCAGGGCUGGACUGCCUGGCUCCAGUCCCCUCCCCCAGCCCCUCGCAGUGCUCAUCAGGGACCAAGGUCCAGCUACAGAGCUCUCGCAGCCUCUGGGCCAUAGGUGCCAGCCCUGGAGAAGCCAGAUGGAACCCAGAGCCUGAAUACCCCUCCCCUCCCCCCAGCACCCCCUGGAUUCCUGAAGCCUGGCUCAGUUACUAAGGAGACAGGUCCGCUGGCCCAAGCAAAGAUGCAGGUGCCACGAGGCCUAGGCCUUGGCCAAGCCCUGCUGGGGUAAAUCCCAGCAGCCCAGGCUCCAGUCUCACCUCGGGGGUCCCUCCUUUCCAGCUCUGCCAGCCCCUCAGGGCUGCUGGGCACUCCCUUCACCUCCUGAACACCCUAGGCGCUCAGCCCCCAGCCCCACAUCUAGUCCCUCAGAGCUGUCCGGACCGGGACUGACGUCUGUACCUACCCCCCAUGUGGGUCUCCUGCUCUCCCUUCAUGGGGACACUGGGCCUUGCCCCAAGCCCCGCCUGCUGCCUCACCCACUGCCUCUGCCUCCCUGGAGCAGAGCUGUUCCCAGACGGGGGGGCGGGGCCCAACUGUCCCCAGCUCCUUCAGCCCUUUCUGUCUCUCCCAGUGGGGCCAGCUGCGGUGAAGAGGGUGCCCUCUUGCCUGGCGUCCCCUCUGCUACGGCUGCCUCCUCCCAGCCGUGGCCCACUGAGCCAGACCCAGCUGUCCCCACUCCCACUUCUGGUCCUGCCACCUCCUGAGCCGCUUUCCCACCUGGUCUGGGUAGAGUCAUGGCCUCAAGCACAGGUGACCAGAGCCAGGCGGUGAGGAACGGACUGAGGACGAAGGUGCUGACGCUGCACAGCAUGAAUCCGCGUGUGCGGCGAGUGGAGUACGCAGUGCGUGGCCCCAUAGUGCAGCGAGCCUUGGAGCUGGAGCAGGAGCUGCGCCAGGGUGUGAAGAAGCCUUUCACCGAGGUCAUCCGUGCCAACAUCGGGGACGCACAGGCUAUGGGGCAGAGGCCCAUCACCUUCCUGCGCCAGGUCCUGGCUCUCUGUGUCAACCCCGAUCUUCUGACCAGCCCCAGCUUCCCUGACGAUGCCAAAAAGAGGGCGGAGCGCAUCCUGCAGGCGUGUGGGGGCCACAGCCUGGGGGCCUACAGCGUCAGCUCUGGCAUCCAGCUGAUCCGGGAGGACGUGGCGAAGUACAUUGAGAGGCGCGACGGAGGCAUCCCUGCGGACCCCAACAAUGUCUUCCUGUCCACAGGGGCCAGCGACGCCAUCGUGACGGUGCUGAAGCUGCUGGUGGCUGGCGAGGGCCACACACGCACAGGUGUGCUCAUUCCCAUCCCCCAGUACCCACUCUACUCGGCCACACUGGCAGAGCUGGGCGCAGUGCAGGUGGAUUACUACCUGGACGAGGAACGCGCCUGGGCGUUGGACGUGUCCGAGCUUCACCGUGCACUGUGUCAGGCGCGUGGCCACUGCCACCCUCGUGCGCUGUGUGUCAUCAACCCUGGCAACCCCACUGGUGCGUUCCCGCCGCCCCACCCCACUCCUCCGGCACCCUUGUGCGCCCUAGCCCAGGCAGUGCCAGGUCUGCCAUCCCCCGGCUGCCCAGUGGAGGGCAGUGCGCCCCCUUGGCUCACCCAGCCCUGCUGCCUCCCCCACACCCCAGGGCAGGUGCAGACCCGCGAGUGCAUCGAGGCUGUGAUCCGCUUCGCCUUCGAAGAGCGGCUCUUUCUGCUGGCGGACGAGGUGCGUGGCGCAGGGGAGCGGGAAGCCGGGCAACAGCCAGCCCCCGUGACGCCUUGCGCCUUUCCAGGUGUAUCAGGACAACGUGUACGCUGCGGGCUCCCAGUUCCACUCAUUCAAGAAGGUGCUCAUGGAGAUGGGGCCACCCUAUGCCGGGCAGCAGGAGCUCGCCUCCUUCCACUCCACCUCCAAGGGCUACAUGGGCGAGUGCGUGCAGGCGAGGCGGGUGGGGGCUCGCGGGCUAUGGCCUGGCCCUCCUCGCCCAGUGGGCCAACUCCUCCGCACCUGGCCUGGACGUGCCCCUCACCUGGCAGGUGCGGGUUCCGCGGCGGCUAUGUGGAGGUGGUGAACAUGGACGCCGAAGUGCAGCAGCAGAUGCUGAAGCUGAUGAGUGUGCGGCUGUGCCCACCGGUGCCAGGCCAGGCCCUGCUGGACCUGGUGGUCAGCCCGCCCGCGCCCACUGACCCCUCCUUCGCGCAGUUCCAGGCUGAGAGGCAGGCAGUGCUGGUGGAGCUGGCAGCCAAAGCCAAGCUCACUGAGCAGGUCUUCAACGAGGCUCCCGGCAUCAGCUGCAACCCAGUGCAGGGCGCCAUGUACUCCUUCCCGCGUGUGCAGCUGCCCCCGCGGGCAGUGGAGUGUGCUCAGGUCAGGCGGGGGCGGGGCUGCGGGGUGGGCAGUGGUGGCCAGGCAUCUCUCCCUGAUGACUGCCUGUUCACAGGAGCUGGGCCUGGCCCCCGACAUGUUCUUCUGCCUGCGCCUCCUGGAGGAGACCGGCAUCUGCGUGGUGCCUGGGAGCGGCUUUGGGCAGCGGGAAGGCACCUACCACUUCCGGAUGACCAUUCUGCCCCCCUUGGAGAAACUGCGGCUGCUGCUGGAGAAGCUGAGCAGAUUUCAUGCCAAAUUCACCCUUGAGUACUCCUGAGCCCAGCCGGGGCCAGGCUGGGCGCCCCGGACUGUGUGCUCAGGGGCCCUGGGGGCUCUGGAGCCCACUGUACUUGCUCUUGCUGCCUGGUGGGCGGGGGCGGGGGCUGGGCCCCUGCCUCUCUGCAGGUCUCUAAUAAAGCUGUGUGGCAGUCUGACUCCAGGGAGGAAGCGCUGGCA